AUGAAACCCAAGGCAAAGAGUUCCCUCCUGCUGACACUCGGUUUCGUCUUCCUCUUUCUGGGUGCAACUCUCGCUUCUAGUAAUCCUCUCUCUACUUCUCUACCCGCUCUCUCUCUCUCUGUCUUUCAUUCUCUCCCCCCUCAACUGGGCUCUGGUAUUCCGCAGGACGGCUUCCGUUGAGCACCCAUGCACUCGACCACGAGAGACACGAUCAAGAUGAAGAAACCCCAGAGAUCGCGGACCUGGUUCUUCCUCUCCCUCUCUCUAUUUAUCGAUCCAUCUACCAGUCUCCCUAUCUCUAUCCCCAUCUUUUAUUCCUCUAUCUAUCUCUAUAUUUAUCUACGUAAAUCUCUAUUUACCUAUCAAUCUAUCUAUCUAUCCAUCCAUCCAUCCAUCUAUGUAUUUAUCAACCUCUAUCUCAAUCCGUAGUCUGUAUACCCAGAUGUCUAUCCUCUCCGGAGUACUCAUCCAAACGCAACAGCUCUGAUCACCGGCGGCUGUUUCCUGUCGCAGAACGUCGCCGGAGAGGAGCCUCUGGCGGAGGAGACCUUCGAGAUGCACCGGCGGAUGGACCUCCAGAACCUCCAGGACUACGGGGGAUCAAACGCCAAUGACCACCACAACCCUGAACCCCCCGGCACCCCCUGA
Messenger RNA from Spirodela intermedia, 648 nucleotides. NCBI's taxonomy places the organism in Eukaryota, Viridiplantae, Streptophyta, Magnoliopsida, Alismatales, Araceae. The record is from the annotation of a GenBank genome assembly.